AUUCUUGACAGUUCGGCUCAUCCUUCUACUCUUGAGACCGAGCAAGUGGUCCUUUCAGAUGAUGCCCCCCAACUCGCUGAGACCCAAGUCAUUCGUGACACUUUGAUUCUUCCACCCGUUCCUACUCCUGAGGUGGCUCCUGCUGACUCUACUAUCUCUUCUUCUCCUUAG
Molecule: messenger RNA, 171 nt
Organism: Ilex paraguariensis (yerba mate)
Lineage: Eukaryota; Viridiplantae; Streptophyta; Magnoliopsida; Aquifoliales; Aquifoliaceae
Source: the annotation of a GenBank genome assembly